GGGCUCUGGAUGGAUCAAAGGCUCUUUGCGCUCUCUCUCCAGCCGUACUGAGCGCAGUCUGCUCUGGGUCUCCACGGACGCGCCUCUGUCAUCGCAGGCUGUUUCUUUUUUUUCUUCUUCUUCUUAUUUGGAUUAUAUUCAUCUGAUGGUUUUCACCUCCAACUCAAUGCAUAGAAAUGGGUAAACUGCACUCGAAACAUGCUGCUAUUUGUAAACCGAGGGAGAGCCCAGAAGGCGACAGUUUUGUAGUCAAUGCCUGUUUGGCGAGGAAGGGAAUCGACGACUGGCUCGUGAAGCAGAAAUACUACUGCACGAGCUCUCGCCUCGAGCAACAGGACUGUCACCACAAGAAUAACUGCGGUUUGACUACACGGGAAUCUAUGGAUGAAGCAUGUGCUGAGCGGAUUGGUGAUGAACACUACCGUUUAGAAGUGGCUUUACCCCCGGAGAAGACAGACAGCUGCUGUGUGGAGGAGAAGAUGCAGGAGAGGGACAGCCAAUCUCCCGCAGGGCCACAGAAACAGCUCCAGUUUGAAGAGUUGGAGUGUGCUGUGUCUGUGGAGGAGGAUAACAGGCAGGAAUGGACCUUCACCCUCUAUGACUUUGACAACAACGGAAAAGUCACCAGGGAGGAUAUCACCAGCCUGCUCCAUACCAUCUAUGAGGUCGUCGAUGCCUCCGUCAACCAUUCUCCCAGCAGCAGCAAGACAUUGCGGGUCAAGCUGUCGGUGGCUCCUGACUCCAGCCAGCGGUGGAGGAGUUGUACACAGGGUGCUGCAGACACGUCCCACCCCAGAGAGAAAAAUGACAAGUGCAUAGAAGACCCCAAGAGUGCAGAUAAGAAGACUCGAGCACUCCUAAGGCGCCACCACAGUGACCACCACACCCAGCCGGGCUGCCAGCGCCACUGUGUGGAUGAGAACCUGGAACGCAGGAACCACUACUUGGACCUGGCAGGAAUUGAAAACUACACUUCCCGCUUCGGAGCCGCCCCCGCCUCAGAGCCAGCGAAGGCAGAGCCUCAGACCCGCUCGUCGAACCAGACUCGCUCUCGCUCCCACGAACCAGAAAAUGGCCACUCCCAUUCCCACCACCGCCGCUUGCAGACUGUCGUGGACGCUGUCGCUCCGGACAACCUCCACCCCACCCGGCUGCGAGGCCAAGACUCAGGGAAACAUGCCCUCCGCUCUCCCAAGACCCACAGCCGCACACCUCCUGCACAGAUCAGCAGUAGGGUGAUGAGGAGCCGAGGUGCCCCUCCUCCCCCGGCACUACCCAGCCAGACACCCCCUCACCAGUCCGCAGCCCCCUACCGCAAGCACAAGCAGCGGUCCAAGGAGAGCCAGGGCUACCGGGCCUUAGGCUCUCUGGCAGCUCCGGGACCUGUGGUGGAGAAGGAGCAGGUGAGGGACCUGCCCAGCGUGCUGCUCUACGAGGGGGGGCUGGCGCAAGUAGUGCAGCGGCAUGAGCAUCAUCACCACCAUGAACACCAUCACCACUACCACCACUUUUACCAGUCCUGAAUUUCCACCCUGGAACCCCAGAAAACCUAGCCAGGCCAGCAGACACUGACUGCUAUGAGCUUCCUCCUCAAACACUUUGUAGUGGAGAUAGGACAUGGGGAGAAGAGGAGGAUCAUGGGAGGUGCAGUCCAGUGCUGAGAGCUUAUUAACCAGUGUUAUAAAGAGGUUGGUCAGACAUACAGAGGUUCGGGUAUGCAGCAGGAAGGUGAUUCAGGGCCACAGUAAGGCCAGGACUGAGGAUCAUGGCUGGGGCAAGAGAGGAGGCACAGGAGAGGAGGAUGGAUUUAGAAAAAGUUCCUCUCCCCCCCUGGCCCUGAAUCCCACUACCUGAUGAACUCUACGGCUGCAAACCAGCACCACAACCCUUCCAGACCACUAAGCCAAAUGGUUUUUAAAGAGAAGGAGGGACGAGAGGAAGAAAGACUGUGAUGUAAAGAUGAAAAUAUAUGAAGGAAAUAUUGGUGAUAGGAGAGCAGGGCAUAGUGUGUAUGUGAGAAUGUGUGCGUGUGGUUGUGUAAAGCAGUGUGUGAAUGUGUGGGUGUAGCAAGAGUGUGUGUGUCUGUGUGUAUGUAUGUAUGUGAGUGUCACGACACUGGUGUCUGUCGAAAACCACUCAAGUGCGCUCCUGGGUGCGUGAGUAUUUAAAGUAGGCUGUCAGGCAGGUUUUAGAAGAUGAAAAUGAAGAUUAUGAUUUAAACACGCAAUACCCUGUAAGCAAAAGUGGGAAGGAAAAUUUUGAAAUGUUAAAGUUUAAAAAAAAAGAACAGAGCUCCCAAAUCCGCUGCUACCUCUAAUUUUAUCCUAAUUGUUGUUGUAAUUGUGACUUUAAGCAUUCAGAGGUUAUUUUCAAAUUACUUCAAGACGUUUUUGAAAGAAGAGAAAUCGUGUCACAAUCUGCAGUACUGAAGUGUCGAAAAGCUCCUUACUUUUACUAACUUUUACUGUAAAUAAGGUAUAUAUUGUUAUCAAUUUUAUAAGCUUUGUUGAUAAUGUGAUAUCUUUGUAUUCACUAUCUUUUAUGUUUGUUUUCCUUCACAACUGCAUUUUUAUAAGACCAUGAGGAGCCUCAUUUUGACUAGAAUAUGUACAUCUGUAGUAGCAUCAGACACACCCUCUCUCUCCAUCUCACACACUCCCUCAUUCUCUCUCUGUUUGAACUUUCUGACCAUGUGAUCAGAUUCACAACUGUGGCUGAAUGACUAAAACCCCAACUCUCAACAGUGCUGUUCAGUAGCUUGACAUCACAUCACAUUACAAGUGUUAAUAGAACACAAGCUUAUCAUUCAAUGGAAACAAAAAGAACAAGGAAUUAUUUGAAGAUACAUGACUGUAGUGUGAAAUAGGAUGUUACUUGAGUUUAGUUCAGGUAAACGUGGCUGUAUAUUAAUGGCCUUCAGGUAGACUGUUAUGCACAGCACUCGUAUUAUGGUUCUGCAUAUAGAUGAAUUCAAAACUCCAUCUCUGGUCUUUCAUUAUUGGUUUCAUACAAAAUGUAGAAUCAGUUUGUUAACCACUGAAAAAAAACAUACUCUUUGCAGCUCACAUAUGUUUCCACAUUAUUUGAAGUACCAGCUUCAAAUAAUCUUAUGUUUCUUCUUCAAACAGCAAUUAACUUUUAUAAUACUGCCAGUAUAAAACUCUUGUUGAGCUGUGAAACUCUUUUUAUUUCAAUGUCUAAAAUGUCAGCAGUUGAAUCACAUGUUCUCAGUCCCAUGAUACACUCAACUAGAGAUGGUGUGACCUUGACAUCAGAGCAAUAGAGUACUCAUGUUCUGGCUCAGGCCUUGUGGCAUAUCUGCAUGAAUUGAACUCCAAACCCUGAAGCACACGGUGUUACCCCCAGUUAGAGGUUGGUGUAUUCAUUAAUCAGUAUGGAGCAGCCCAGUAUCAUGCCAAAGUGUGUAAUACACACACCAAUCCACUAGAGGAUACCAUGUCAGCGUCACCUUUUGCCUCACCUAGGUGUAAAAAGUACACACCUGUAUGACUUUCAAAGAGCCUGUCAAGUGGUGCAGUUCAGACGACGUGUAUAUAAGGUGAUAAAUUUCCAUAUUCGGAGGUGGUGGGUUGGGUGGAUGGAUAGAAUCAAACUUGCAAAAAAUGCACUCAGUAAACUUUGCUGCAGGAGACCACU
Messenger RNA from Thunnus maccoyii (southern bluefin tuna), 3657 nucleotides. It is a transcript of the gene nkd1, whose product is annotated as NKD inhibitor of WNT signaling pathway 1. The record is from RefSeq and is a predicted model, not a curated record. Gene Ontology annotation, molecular function: calcium ion binding. Gene Ontology annotation, biological process: negative regulation of Wnt signaling pathway. Lineage: Eukaryota; Metazoa; Chordata; Actinopteri; Scombriformes; Scombridae. The coding region runs from base 177 to 1523 and encodes 448 amino acids. Gene Ontology annotation, cellular component: cytoplasm. The transcript has 10 exons.